GCCUGGCAGGGAAGGGGUGGGUCCCUGUCGGUUCCCGGUAUGGGCGGGUCCCGCCCUGUUCCCGGUGUUGCCGGGACCGUGGCCAGCUCCAUGUCCCGCAGGGCCAUGGGGCAGCCCCGUCGCAUCACCGACUCCUUCCCGCGGCGGCGGCAGCAGCGGGGCCCGGGGCGACCCCCGGGCAGGCUCAAGGAAAAGGACAAGGACAAGGCGCAAGUGAAGGCGAAGGUGCGGGACUGCCCCCGCGCCCCCUCGCAGCGACCGCCGGACCCGGCGCUCCUGGAAAUGCUGCGGCGCUUCGACCUCUGCUGGGAAUACGGACCCUGCACCGGGAUCACCCGCCUGCAGCGCUGGGAGCGGGCACAGGCGCUGGGGCUGAGCCCCCCCGGCCCCAUCCGGGACGCGCUCCUGGAGCACCGGGACAACCCCGAUGUCACCUACAGUCCGAAUUCCGGGCCUAGGCCGCAGCGGUUGCCAUGGCAAGCCGGAAGCGGAGACCCCCGCGCACGGCGAUCCGCGGCGCAACCCCGCACAGCUGAGCCCGCCACCCGCACCUGCCUGGUCCAAUCAGCGCUCGGGAACCGCGGCGCCUCCGCCAAUGGCGAGCCGGGGGGGAAUGAAGAAGGGAACUCGGGCAGCAGCCAAGCAACACCAAGUUACUCUGCAACCAGUGGCAAAGUGUUCCUGCUUGGCUGUUUGUUGCCCUGCAGCCAGAAGAGCCCAGCCCUGAGAUGGCUCCGUGUUGGUGUGAGCCACAGUCGGUGUCACCUGCCCUUGGGACAGUGCCCAGAGCUCCCUUUGCCAUCCCCUGCUGCAGGGUGGGAGCUGCACAGAGCCAGCAGCGUCCAGCUGGAGGAUCCAGGAGGAUGCAGCUCUGCUUUUCUGGGAGGGACACUGAGCUGGUCCAGCUGUGCCAAGAAGAGCAAGUGGGCUGUGAAGGUUUGGAGCAGUCUGGAAGGUUCCUUUUGCCCAAAAGAUCCUGGCAAGUGCAGCCCUGGAAGAGUCAGGAAUAAUGAAAAGUGUCCCAGUUCUCCUGAAGCUCAACUUUGUAAAACAUUCAUGAAGAUCAAAUUCCUCAGCAACGAGCUGUUGGGUCCCAAAUACUCUUGGAGGGAGAGGCAGAAACUCCCCCUGGUGCUGGGGCUGAACUGUCUGCAGUGACCAGGCAGGACUUGGCCCUGAUGCCUGAGUGCUCUCCAGUGCUCCAGGCUGGCUCCCACCUGUCAGCCCCUUGCUCCAUAACUUGAGGAGAGAGUGUUCCUGCAAGCCCAGCUGCUGUGUUGGUAGUCCUGUGUGCACCUCUUGCCCUGGCCUGCUGUGACUGUAUUUGUGUUGC
Molecule: messenger RNA, 1333 nt
Organism: Myiozetetes cayanensis
Lineage: Eukaryota; Metazoa; Chordata; Aves; Passeriformes; Tyrannidae
Gene: POLD4
Product: DNA polymerase delta 4, accessory subunit
Exons: 6
Coding region: 40-1158 (372 amino acids)
Biological process (GO): DNA synthesis involved in DNA repair; DNA-templated DNA replication
Cellular component (GO): delta DNA polymerase complex
Molecular function (GO): DNA-directed DNA polymerase activity
Source: RefSeq, a predicted model, not a curated record